This is a messenger RNA of Xyrauchen texanus (razorback sucker), 4358 nucleotides long. RefSeq names its product zinc finger and BTB domain-containing protein 39. Gene Ontology annotation, biological process: regulation of immune system process; regulation of cytokine production; negative regulation of transcription by RNA polymerase II. NCBI's taxonomy places the organism in Eukaryota, Metazoa, Chordata, Actinopteri, Cypriniformes, Catostomidae. Gene Ontology annotation, molecular function: protein binding. The transcript is spliced from 3 exons. Bases 251 to 2674 code for a protein of 807 amino acids. The record is from RefSeq and is a predicted model, not a curated record.
ACAUUUGAUAACCAAUAAAAAAAAUACAACUGUUCUAAAAUGUUUAAAAAUGCUACUAAAGCCUAUGAUGCCUCAAAAUAUUGUCUAGUAAGGCAGCUCGAUUAGUUUUGAGACACGCCCGUGUCUCCUGUGUGCAUGGACGACAGUCUGGGCUAACAGGAUCCGAGAGGACUUGUCAAUCUUCCGUUCUCUGUCAAAAACCAGCAGCACUCUAUGGUCCAAUUCCUGGCUUUUCUCGGAAUCGCCAGGCAUGCGGAUCCGGCUGCAGCGCUCUGGCCAUGCGGCCCAUCUCCUUUCCGAGCUUAACCGCUGCCGGCUGUCUCGCCUCCUAUGUGACGUUGUCCUCCAGGUUGGUGGGCGAUCCUUCCCCUCUCAUCGCGCAGUGCUGGCGUGCACUUGCACAUACUUUAAGAGCCUCUUCUCCAGAGUUUCCCGCAACCAGGGUGGUUUUCCCACCACCUUCUCUUUGGACUUUGUCUCUGCCUCCAAUUUUGAGAAGGUGUUGACGUUCAUCUACACUGGUGAAAUUUUCACGGACUUGAUAGAUGUGGGUGUGCUUUAUGAGCUGGCAGAAAGACUUGGAGUGAGGGAGCUGGUAAGUGCUUGCCAUGCCACAUUCCCAGACCUGCAGAGCUCAAAUUCUGGAGACCCGGUGACCGAUGAGGAUAUUGAGAGUGAAAUGGUGUCUGCCAAUCCUGUGGUUACAUCUGUUUGCUCGUCCUCUGCAGCAUCUUGCUCUUCGCUGUCUUCUUCAGCCGCUCCCACUCCUGUCACACCUUCUCCGGUUUCUCAAGUCCGGAACAGCAGUUUGAAUCGGUCCCACUUAGCCACUCUUUCCCUCUCCCAGUACCCUAAAAAUGACUUGCAAGUACAUUUGGGGCACAGCCAGGAGACAAACGACAAGCCAAGCCCCUUGGACACUAAUCGUUCCGCAGAGGUUCUUCCUGGUCUUGCUUUGCAGCUCAAGACCGAGCAGGAAGAAGAUGGAGAAGAUGGAGGAAACAGCUCAGAAGAUCAGGUUGUUGGAAAUGGUUGCAAGUCAACGUUUGGACCUCACGGUAUUCAGGAAGUGAGUUCCAUUCCUGACUCUUCAGCCCAGCUUGGAGCAGAAACCUGUGCUCCUUCGUCAUCCUCCAGUGACCCCUUGGACAAUUUGCAACUAGGGGCUGUUUCAGGUGCAGUAGGAGCAGUCAAAGACUCAGGGUUUUUUGAGGACGAACUUUCUAGCAAGAGGCACCACCUACAGGAAGAAGAUCCAGAAGCUGUCGAUCAGUGGAGAGGGCUUUCAGUUGACAUCAUUGAGCUGAGCGAUGAGGAGGAGCACUUCAUUGUGGAAGAAGAGGAUGACGAAGACUUGUUGUGUAUUGAGAAUGGUGAGAACGGGGCAUCUAUUGGCCAGUUAGCGUCAGCACAGCCGUGCAAAGCUUGUGGAAUGCUGCUACCCACCAAAAAUGACAUCAUUCGGAUCCAUGCGGAGACGCAUCUCUCCGAAACGGGAUCCUGUCAGGUGUGUGGUGCUUCCUUUUCUGAUCGCGCCGCUGGUGUCACGCAUGCCCUCACACACGUUGGCAUCUUGUUCUUCUCCUGCGAUGUUUGUGAGCAGCAGUUUCGGAGUGAGUCAGCACUUAUACACCAUCGACGUCAGUCGGCAGCAAAAUGCCUCCCUCAAAAUCCUGAACAAAUGAACGGUACCACCCAACGACAAGGAGGGGAACUGCAGUGUACUGUUUGUGUUAAAUCUAUGGCAAAUGAUUUCAAGGCUGUCAGGGACCACAUUCAGAGCCAUGCUUGCUUGAGGACAUUACGCUGCGGAGUAUGCCAGCUGUCUCAGCCCUCUCGAUGCGCCCUCCUGUGGCACACACUGACACACCUCUUUCCUAUUUACACUUGUCCGCAAUGCGCCAGCCCCUUCCUGGAGAGUCCACUGCUAGAAAAACACCUGGCUCUUCACGCAGAAGAGGGAGGGCCCGCGAAACAGGACGAGGGGAGUCCAGAGACCAGCGGAGAAGGCCAGGGCGAGCUGCGCUGCUUCCUGUGUCCUCAGACCUUCCGCUCCGAAGCUGCUUUUCAUUACCAUCUCAGCGUGCACUCUAAUGAGCUUCAGGGCAGCCAAGUAUGGCCAGCCAAGCGCAAGGCAGACCAGCUCCUGGAUUAUUCCUCAUCAUCUUCCUCGCCGUUGGAAGCAAGUGGGUCAGGUAAAGCAGGAAAUGCAGGUUACAACAUGGGCCUGGGUUUUAGCCUCCAGGACAAAAUGGUGCAUGGUGGGCUUUCGUUUCCUGCAGGACUCGUCAUGAACGGCAACUCCUCUGGAGCCGCUCCCACCGGUGCAGGUGUCAAGCAAAAAUGGUAUCGCUGUCGGUACUGUGGCAAACACUUUGCACACUCAGGCGAGUUCACCUACCACCUCCGCAUCCACACUGGCGAAAAGCCCUACCAGUGCAAGGUAUGUUCGCGCUUUUUCCGUGGCCGUUCCACUAUGAUUUGCCACCUAAAGACGCACUCAGGUGCCCUAAUGUACCGGUGCACUGUCUGUGGACUGUUCUUCUCCACACUCAAGAUGGUUUCCUCACACAUGGAGAUCCACAAAGACCAACUGCCACCUGAUUUCAACAUAGAGGAGACCUUCAUGUAUAACGACCACUCCAAAGAACCCGUACCCAACCUGGAGACCUGAACGUCAAGCUCCAAUUGUUCCGUUACACUGUGUGCACACGUUUACUUGCUCAGUAUCAGCCACUGUUGUUUAAGACAGGUGACGGUAGACUUAGAAUGUAACUUAGUGUUUAAUGUGAUUGUCUUUGUGUCAGUGUGUACCGAAUGAGAGCGAUUAUUGUUCUUUUUUUUUAAAGACCAAAUUAACUGUAAAAAUGUAUUUUAAAAACGUAGUGUUGUUACUUGACCACUUGAUGGCAAGAGAGACUGAUCAAUAUUACAUUACCUGUCAAAAGUUUCAACACACCUACUUAUUCUUUGUUAUAACUAUUUUUCACAUUUUAAACUAAUAUUAAAAUCAUGGAACCUAUGAAAUAACACAAAUGGAAAUAUGGGAAUUAUGUAGUGACCAAAAAUAUCAUAUAUUUUAGCUUCUUCAAAGUAGCCAUUUUUUAUCUAGAUUAAAUCUCUGCACAUUCUGGGCAUUUCCUGGAAUUUGAACCAAAUUCAUGAGGUUUCCAUCUGCAACCCUUUUUUUAAACAGUAUUGAAGAAGUUCUUAUGUAUGCUGGACACUUUUUCUGAUCCUCUUCCAUUUCAAAAGUGUAUUUAUUCAGUAACAAUUUUAGUUUUUAAAAGGAAUUCAUAUGCAUGGACUGCAUAUAUUUGUCUACAAAACUAAUCAUUAAAGCAUUUAGGCAUAUCAGUUCAAUCAAGUGCAUCCAAACUUUUGACUGGUAGUGUAUGUAGCCUGGGAUGUUGUUGCAAGUGCUGAUCUGUGAUUAUACCUCUAUAUACUCUUCUGGCAACUCUAUCAUAAUAAGCUAAACAUCUCUGGUUUUUCUGAAGAAGCACAAAGUAUUCUUUGUUCUUACACAAAGCAAGUGCACACUAAGAACAAACCAAGACUUUUUCUAAAAUAUAAAGCAGUGCUCUGGGGUAAGGAUAUAACAAAUGGUCCAUUUUUAAAUGAAGGUACUUUUCUUUUGCAGAGUAGACGUUAUUCUUAUAGCAGUGUUGUGUAUAACUUGACAGACUAAAUUAGAAAUAGUUACUGGUUUAUGAGAUAUCACAUUGUUACAUAAAGGAACCACAAAAUACUGCAAAGUUCUGUUAUUGUUGCAUUUGGAAUAUUAGGGGGAAAGAAGGGAUUUCGACUAAGGUGCUAUUAAAUCAGUUUAAACUUUUCUUUCUCCGGUCAUAUCAGAGUAUUGCAAAGCAUUGUUAGGAAUAAUCAAGUGUUCUGAAAGCUGCAGUGCCAUUUUCCCAGAAGUUCUAUAACUUUUGUUUCUAUUCUUGUGUCUAUUGUUUGUAUUAUUGCUAUACUGUCUAAUGUUUUACUCCGAUGUCUUAUAUGAUACAACUCUACAUUUUAAACAUUUAAUUUAUAUUUCUUGUUCACUUCAAAAUCAGUUUCAUUAGCCUUAUUUGCUAUGUAGCUCAGAAAUUAGACUAAGCAACAUGGCCUGAUUUGAUUAAGAUUUUGAUCAUUUCAUUUUUUUGGUAAAACAAGGACUUCAUUUUCAGUGCUUUGCCACGGUAAGCUUGUAAUAGAGCUUGAGUCUCUCAGUUAUGUUGAAUAUACGAUAGGAAAUACCAUUUUCAUAAUACAUUUUAUUCAACAUAAAACAAUUGCCUUAUAUCACUUGAAUGUUAUUUAUAUGAUUUCAAAAUGUUCAGUGUUACUACCCACAGUCUGUUGCCUUU